AUGCGCGAUUCAAAUCACAGAUGCGUGUUACUGAACAGGUCUAGCGUGACGAUAACUUCUACUGUUUAUGACCGAAGAGGUUUAGACUGUAAUUCGGAAAUUCCACUUAUAAACUCGCUCAACCACUUGACUUAUUUGACCUCUAACUCAGCUAAAGUGCGAGAAACUGUGGCCGACGAUGGCGCACUGAUAAGGCUCGUCGCUAUUCUGCACGACUGCCACAUAACGCUCGACGAAUGGCCUAAUGCGCAAGUGGAAGAUGGCUUGAAUAUGGUGGAGAAAAUCGCGAGAGAGAGAAAGCUCGCCAUGAUUGCUUGGAAAUGGACACUGGCAUUCCAGUGCUUAGUGCUUACGGGUACCAGAGGUACAGAACAAAUCCGCAAACAGGUCGUAUCGUCCGGGGUUAUCCCAAUCUUGGCUACGGUGCUCGACAAUUAUCUGCUGCUGGAAAAGGGCUAUGAUUUUAUGAGCAACGCUCCGAUAGAGUUCGAUCUGAAGAACUGUUCUUUCAGUGAUGACUACGACGUGUCUCAAGAAGUUGACAUUGAAAGCUUGAUUUUGCGAUACAAGCAAUUGGCCAAGCCUGAUAUAAUGCAGCUAAAUACAAGCUUCAGCGAGCUAUGGCAGUCCACAAUGGAAACCGAAAAAGGCCUCAAUGAUCUGGAAACAGACAAUUACGAUAAUAUAACAGUAUCGAUACCGCGAAACUUCUUCUGGGGCAAAAUUGUACCAAAAGCCGACGACGUUAUUUGGUCUCUUCAGCUCUUGGCCUUUAUUUCAAAGUAUACACAUAUGAAACCGCAUUUGCAAAAGGCCCACUUGGUCAAAACGCUCUCUCUGCGAAACGCACUCUCGAUAGCAAGGAAAAAACAUGAAGAGCUGGAUUUAUCUUCUUUAAGAAUCUCACCCGAGAUCGAGAACACGACAGAGCUAGACGAAUCAGAUUUCGAAGCGGAACCUGAUGAGACUACAGUCGACUUUGAUGAUCCGUUUUUGAUUAAUAUGAAAUCUCGUUGUAAAACGAUCGGAAAAGAGCUUUCAUUCCAUAAUUCUGCCCCUCAGCAUUCGCACAAGAGGAGCUCGAAACUGCAUCUGGAACGAUCGGAAGAAAUGGCUUAUCUUAGACAAGAAUUUAGACGCAAAUGGAAUUAUGACACUAUGCCUAAAGACUUAGACGACGAAACUUAUGAUCAUCUCAUACAUGCUCCGCAUUUCAACCUUUUCCCUCUGGUGGAGCGAUUUACUAUUAAGAAAGAAAAUGAAAGAGAUAUGACCUACUGGAGUUCUGUGAUUAUGAGAAACUCAUGCAGGAAAAACGAGACGACAGGAGUUCGACAGUGCGCUAAUUUUGCAUGUGGUAAAUGGGAAGACUUUCCAAAGAGAUUCGCAAAGUGCAGACGGUGCAAGAGAACAAAAUAUUGCUCGCGAGGGUGUCAACUACAAUCAUGGAACUACCAUCGCUAUUGGUGUCAAGAGGUUAGUGGGUCCUCCGCUGGAACAGUUUCAAACGGCAGCGGAAGAAUCACUCCAAAUCAGGUACACAGCACUACAGAUUCAAUAGCUGAAUCCGCUGUUGCAGGCACACCAAAUGUUGAGAAUGGUCGUGAUAUUUUGGCAGACAACGCUGACAUUUCGCGUAGGAUUAAUGGUGAAAAUGCACUGCCCGACGGAGCAUAA
Molecule: messenger RNA, 1677 nt
Organism: Lachancea nothofagi CBS 11611
Lineage: Eukaryota; Fungi; Ascomycota; Saccharomycetes; Saccharomycetales; Saccharomycetaceae
Source: the annotation of a GenBank genome assembly